AAUGGGGAAGGUGUUUCUCCUAGUUGUGAGUUGACAGAUGGCGACCUACCUGGCAGGAGGGGGUUGAGAUCAGGCGAUAUUUACUUGUGCCCCGCGUACAUAAGCAGGGAGUGUGUGCUGGCCAGGGUUAAGUACGAGAAGGGGCUGUUAGGCGAUCAAAGCGGCGGAAGUGACGAUGCUGGCAAAGUUGGCGGUGUGUCCACACUGGACAACUGCAACGACCAGCAGAGCGACCAGGGGGAGCUGCCCCCACGAGGUGUGAACAAACUGUUUAGAACCCUUUUCUGCGUCAACCAACGGUUACCGUUGUACGUUCUCCACGGAUUAAUACAUCUAACAAACAAGGAUCAUGUAAACAAUGCCAAGGAGUACAACGAAUUUAUGGACAUAGAAGAAGACCUGAUAGGUAAGUAUCUUAAGUUCCAUCAUUAUACACAAACCUUUUACUCCCAUUACGUUAUUGGGCUUGGCACGGAUAUUUUGAAUGUGAACAGAAUUUACAAAAUUUUGCAAAAGGGAAGUGGAGCUUUUUUCUUACGGAAGGUUCUGAGCUCGCUUGAGCUGCGGGAGUUGGUUCAGGGACACCUCGGGGAAGCGGUGGGGAGUGACAAACUGGGGGACCAUUUGAUUGACCAAUUGAGUAACGGGGAUGACAAAGUGGAUCGCGGUGGGGACUGCCGUGAGCACUCGCAGCGGAGUCUCGCGCAGAGGCUAACUACAAAUUGCACACUAAAGCUGGCUAUCCAUGUAAGCAAAAAGUUCGCAGCUAAAGAAGCGAUUUUGAAGUCUAUGGGGCGCGGUUUAAGCUCCAUUUCCAAGUACGGCCUAAGCAUGAACGAUAUAGAAGUAAGAAACGACAAGUAUGGAAAGCCCCUCGUUUUUUUGUAUGACCAGGCAAGGAAAAUAGCCAACGAAAUGGGCAUAGUAAAUAUUUUUUUAUCCCUAAGUGAUGAAAGGAUAACCUGUACAAAUCAUAAUGUUACAAAGGAUGAGUCCACGACGUGCAACUUUUGCACAUACCUGAUCCAUGCACAGGCACUUUCGGUUGGGUCAAACGUGUGA
Molecule: messenger RNA, 1062 nt
Organism: Plasmodium cynomolgi strain B
Lineage: Eukaryota; Apicomplexa; Aconoidasida; Haemosporida; Plasmodiidae
Product: holo-(acyl-carrier protein) synthase
Exons: 1
Molecular function (GO): holo-[acyl-carrier-protein] synthase activity; metalloendopeptidase activity; magnesium ion binding
Source: RefSeq, a predicted model, not a curated record